UCAAUACCCCUCUCGCUUCCGUUCACCUCUCCACUCUCUCUCUCUCAACAAACUUCACACACCCGAUUACCGACCUUGAACCAUAGUUGGAUCAGUAUGGCCACGCCGAUGGUGGAGGACAAUUUUGAGGACGACCAGCUCUCCUCCAUGACUACCGAGGACAUUACUCGCGCCUCUCGUCUUCUGGAUAACGAAAUCCGUAUUCUCAAGGAAGAGUUACAGAGGACCAAUUUGGAGUUGGAUUCAUUCCGCGAGAAGAUUAAAGAGAAUCAGGAAAAAAUUAAGCUGAAUAAGCAGCUUCCUUACUUGGUCGGAAACAUUGUGGAGAUAUUGGAAAUGAACCCAGAGGAAGAAGCAGAAGAAGAUGGUGCAAAUAUCGAUCUCGACUCACAAAGGAAGGGAAAAUGCGUUGUGUUAAAAACAUCUACACGCCAGACAAUUUUCCUGCCUGUAGUUGGUUUGGUUGAUCCUGAUACGUUGAAGCCUGGGGAUCUUGUUGGAGUAAACAAAGACAGUUAUCUUAUUUUGGAUACUUUGCCGUCUGAGUAUGACUCUCGUGUUAAGGCUAUGGAGGUUGAUGAGAAACCAACUGAGGACUAUAAUGAUGUUGGUGGCUUGGAGAAACAGAUUCAAGAGUUGGUUGAGGCAAUUGUGUUGCCAAUGACUCACAAAGAGAGAUUUCAGAAAUUAGGAGUUCGUCCACCGAAAGGAGUCCUUCUUUAUGGUCCUCCUGGAACCGGGAAAACUCUAAUGGCCCGCGCAUGUGCUGCCCAAACAAAUGCCACUUUUUUGAAGCUAGCAGGUCCCCAACUCGUUCAGAUGUUCAUAGGAGAUGGAGCAAAGCUUGUUCGUGAUGCUUUCCAACUCGCUAAAGAAAAAUCUCCCUGCAUCAUUUUUAUCGAUGAGAUAGAUGCUAUUGGUACAAAGCGUUUUGAUAGUGAAGUUAGUGGUGACAGAGAAGUUCAAAGAACUAUGUUAGAAUUGCUCAACCAACUUGAUGGUUUUAGCAGCGAUGAUCGCAUAAAGGUAAUAGCAGCAACAAAUCGAGCUGAUAUUUUGGACCCUGCCUUGAUGCGGUCUGGUCGAUUGGAUCGUAAAAUAGAAUUCCCCCACCCUACUGAAGAAGCAAGGGCUCGCAUUUUACAGAUUCACUCCAGGAAGAUGAAUGUUCAUCCUGAUGUCAACUUUGAGGAGCUUGCUCGCUCAACAGAUGAUUUCAAUGGGGCUCAACUUAAAGCGGUUUGUGUGGAAGCAGGCAUGUUAGCUCUUCGCCGUGAUGCCACCGAGGUGAACCAUGAAGAUUUCAAUGAAGGUAUCAUCCAAGUUCAAGCGAAGAAGAAAGCCAGCUUGAAUUACUAUGCUUAGACUACAGGUUCCUCGGUGCAUGUUGUCCAUAUUGCUGAGCGCAGGAGAAUGACUACGUUGCCGUUUGAAGCACACCUUCAUUUAUAUUAGGCUCAAGUAGAAAGUUUAACCCUCACCCUAAACUGAGCUGUAAAAUUUGAGGCAGUCCAUGGCUCCAAGCAAAUUACAGGUGGGUUAGAAUGUGAUGAUACUUUCUUUGUGAUUUUGUUUGUGUAUUGAAUUUAUCAUGCUGAGCAAUGUAGUAGUCUCUUUAUAUGUACAAUGAAUCAGUUUUAAAUGUUUGGAUGAUACACUGGUGUUCAAUUUGGUAAAUUUGUUGUCUCA
Salvia hispanica is the source of this 1689-nucleotide messenger RNA. RefSeq names its product 26S proteasome regulatory subunit 6A homolog. Gene Ontology annotation, molecular function: ATP hydrolysis activity; ATP binding. NCBI's taxonomy places the organism in Eukaryota, Viridiplantae, Streptophyta, Magnoliopsida, Lamiales, Lamiaceae. The record is from RefSeq and is a predicted model, not a curated record.